AUGUCUUUUGGACUGCCCGCGGGGGAGCUAUCCAAAAGUGAUAACAUUCAUUCUUGGUGGGAUGCAGAUAAGCUUGCCGAGAUUGAAUCUUUCAAACAUCAGUGCAACGACUUGAACUUGAAGAUAAUGUCUUGCUUCGCCGUCAACAUGGGUCUUCCGGGAGACUUUUUCUCGGCUUCGCAUAAACAAGAGCUACCAGGUAACACGUUCAAAAUCAUUAAAUACCCAAAAAUGGACAAACAGCCAGAGGGUUUUAUUCCUCGGCUAUCCGAGCACACCGACUGGGGAAGCGUGACCCUGUUGUUCACAGAGUCGCCUGGUUUGGAAAUUCGCGAUCCCAAUAAUCAAUGGCAUGAAGUGCCCGUCAUUCCCGGGGCAAUUACGAUUAACAUAGGUGAUGCUCUUUCACUGUGGACUGGAAAGAUGCUCAAAUCAACAAUGCAUCGUAUUUCCUGGGACAAAGUUCCGAGAUCUCAGGAUCGCUACAGCAUGCCUUACUUCGUGCACCCAAACUUCGAUACCAAUCUUCGGCUCAAUGCACGUUCAGGUGAAGCUGAUGACCAAGAGCUUACGUAUAGUGACUACUACAAAGUUCGGCUUCGAUUGACUUGGGGUAGCUUGGAGCAGAAGGAUGGCACCAAAAAGUUUGGUGAUGGCGAUAAUAAGACAUUAGAAUAUUUGAAGAUGCUGGGUGUUGCAAACGCGGGAACCUUGGAAUCGCACAGUGUCACUGCAUGA
Molecule: messenger RNA, 738 nt
Organism: Aspergillus wentii DTO 134E9
Lineage: Eukaryota; Fungi; Ascomycota; Eurotiomycetes; Eurotiales; Aspergillaceae
Exons: 2
Coding region: 1-738 (245 amino acids)
Molecular function (GO): dioxygenase activity
Source: RefSeq, a predicted model, not a curated record